CCCAAGAGUUUCUGUCUUCUGACUAUCAGGAUGAAGGUGAGUAUUGCUCUGCUGAUGCUGUGCUGUCUGUCACUCACUGAUGGACAAACUAAUGUGCAAGAAGAAAACAACCUGCCAAACAUCUGGGAAGAGGUGAGAGAUAUAAGAGACAUGAUGGUGGAGCUCAGAGUCAAGUUGAAAAUGGCGAUGAAUGACAAAUCAAAAAUGGCAGAACAAAUACUGGAUCUGAAGAAAGAGAAUGCAGGGCUAAAUGAACACCUGAAGGUCAGUGAAACCCAGCUGGAAGCGUUAAAGAAAGAAAUUUCAGAACAACCUAAAGUAGCAUUUUCAGCUGACUUGGGGAUCCGUGGCAAUAUAGGUCCCACGACUACUGAGAUCACACUGGCAUUCAACAAUGUCUUCACAAACAUUGGAAACAACUACAACUCAAUUACAGGUUUCUUCACGGCACCAGUUAAAGGAGUCUACUACUUCAGAUUCACUAUAUGUGGUGUUCAAAAAAACCAGUCAAGGGGUGCAAAUUUAUAUAAAAAUGGGCAGAAUAUUGUGUCAGUGGGACAAGAGGUGUAUCACGAUCAGCACCGAUAUGCAUCAAAUGGAGCUGUCUUGCAGCUGGAAGUGGGUGAUGUCAUUUGCAUGAAGCUCCUCCCAGGUUACACCAUCUAUGACAGUCCAGGAAACCUCAGCACUUUCAGUGGAUUCCUCAUUUACCCAUUAUAGUGAUCGACCACUGAACACUGACAAAACAUGGACGCUUUUAGGAUGUUCAUUCUAUAACAGAAGACAAAUUCACUUUUUGUUUCACAUUAGUUUUGAAUUUUAAAUAAAUAACUAUAAUAACUGGUUGCUCGCGGAAAAUUCACAAUUACACUCAUGCUGUAUUAAUCUGACUCUGUACCAAGGAAAAGUCAGUAACUAUAAAGAUUUUGCAUGCUUUUGUUUGCAUCAACUAAAUUGUACAUCCCUAAAAACCUCUGUAUCUGCUAAAAUAAAAUUAUAAUAUUAUUUUAUUAUUAUUAUACUCUUAAUAACUCAUAGAAAUACAUUAAUAUGUUUUGUAUUAUGAAAUAAAAGUAUUAAGGCAUUUUAUUUUUUUUAUAAUUUAUUUCUGUAAUAUGUUUAGGCUUCAGUAUUCAGAGCAGAGAGAAAUUUUGUCUUUUUCUUUUCUUGUUUGAUUAACAUGAAAUACAGCUGUGGGUAUAUUUGGCUGCUGUCACUUUAAGCCUUUCCAACUGUUUAUGUGAUUUAAGACAUUACAGGCUUGUUUGAGAUAAGCAAAAUCUGUGCAAAAUACAUUUGAAUCUUUA
This is a messenger RNA of Pimephales promelas (fathead minnow), 1307 nucleotides long. Its product is annotated as cerebellin-1. Lineage: Eukaryota; Metazoa; Chordata; Actinopteri; Cypriniformes; Leuciscidae. Gene Ontology annotation, molecular function: protein binding. The record is from RefSeq and is a predicted model, not a curated record.